UGUCACAGCGAGACUUGCUAUCGGUCGGCCUCAACACACUGGAGUACGUGCACGUCGUUCUGACCUUGAGGCACGAGGUUCGGGGCAACAUCGAGGUCAGGGUCACGUGCCCUAGUAACAUUAGUUCUGUCCUUGGCGCUACGAGACCGCUCGAUGACAGCAGGGAAGGCUUCAACGAGUGGAUAUUCAGCACGGUUCGCUGCUGGGGCGAGGAGGGCUUCGGCACCUGGACCCUUACCAUCAUUGAUAACGGAGUGAGUGAUCGUGAAAAGAUCAGAGGGGAGUUAUUGAGAUGGCAGUUGCGCCUCUACGGCUCAUCUAUGACGUCACAGGAAGUGCGGGAGAGAAUAAAAUUAGUGAACGAUGCAGUGAAUAAUGGAGAAAUAACGAAUUCAUCCGUGUCAACCUCACCAUGUCGACCACCCCUUGUUCGUAAAAAAAUGGUACCUUCCUUGUCCGAAAAGUACCUAAAGAUAUUGGUGAUAACUGGAGCUUUUGUAUUCAUAAUGGCACUCUACGAUACCUUCGAGUACGCCUUCUGCUACAAAGAUGAAAAAGACGACGAAUCCAAGAAGCGUCAUCUAACUAACAUGGCGAGGAAAAUGAUGGCCGGCAGAAGGAUUAGUGAAUAUGGCGACCGAGUUAGUGACGGCCACAAGUGCGAAUACGUGCGACUGCUACCUGUGGCCAACGCCAAUAACGAUGAUCGAGAUGGAGAUAAUAAUGAGGAUGGAGGUGAUGGUAGAAAUGAAAUUGAAGGGUCGAAGGGUGCAUACGGUGGCAAGUUAUCGGGCAGAGAUGCCAAUAGGAAUGAAAAGAAUCAUAAUUAUAAUAAUAAUUAUAAUUAUAAUAAUAAUGAUGAUGAUGGUGAUAGUGUGGGUGAUGGUGAUAUUAAGAAGGGGGGGUUGCCAUUUAGAGUCGGUAAUAAAAAACCUGCUGAAGUUUUGAAAUGUCACACCAGUAAAAAUAAUAACGAAAACAUCAUUAAUAACAUCAAUAACAAUAAUAACAACAAUAAUAAUAAUAAUAACAAGGGGCUAUCUUAUACUAGAGCACUGCUCUUAAAGUUGGUCGGUAGAUUUAAUGGUAACGGCGAUAAAAGAACUAAUUACGAAGCCGUAAGCAUCACUGAUGAGGAUGAAAAUAACAAGAAUAAUAAUAAAAAAAAUAAUAAUAAUAAAUUUAAUAGUAGUAGUAAUAAUAAUAAGACUAUAAAUAAAAAUAUAAUUAGUAACAAUACUUACAAUGCCAGUACUUCUCCCACUGAUAUAGCUACUUCGGAUGAUAAGAUUAGUGUCGCUACUAUUGCUACUACUGCUGCUGCUACUACUACUACUUUUACUGCUGCUGCUGCUACUGCUACUACUACUGCUACUGUAAGAAAUUAUAACAACCAUUGA
Messenger RNA from Helobdella robusta, 1400 nucleotides. RefSeq lists its product as hypothetical. Gene Ontology annotation, molecular function: serine-type endopeptidase activity. Lineage: Eukaryota; Metazoa; Annelida; Clitellata; Rhynchobdellida; Glossiphoniidae. The transcript is spliced from 5 exons. The annotation marks the transcript as partial. Gene Ontology annotation, biological process: protein processing. Gene Ontology annotation, cellular component: Golgi membrane; trans-Golgi network. The record is from RefSeq and is a predicted model, not a curated record.